Megalops cyprinoides (Indo-Pacific tarpon) is the source of this 1545-nucleotide messenger RNA. RefSeq names its product circadian-associated transcriptional repressor-like. The transcript is spliced from 6 exons. NCBI's taxonomy places the organism in Eukaryota, Metazoa, Chordata, Actinopteri, Elopiformes, Megalopidae. The coding region runs from base 221 to 1543 and encodes 440 amino acids. Gene Ontology annotation, biological process: negative regulation of DNA-templated transcription; circadian regulation of gene expression. The record is from RefSeq and is a predicted model, not a curated record. Gene Ontology annotation, molecular function: RNA polymerase II cis-regulatory region sequence-specific DNA binding. Gene Ontology annotation, cellular component: nucleus.
GGCAGUAGAGGGGGAGAAAAAGAAAGAGGCUGAGAGAGAAGACGAUUGAUUGGAGUUGUGAACUGAGACUAGUGAAGCGGACACUGGGACAACACGCAGCGCCGGGGUGUUUUUCGGAAAUAUUUGUGACUAGCUGUGUAGGAUUAGCUAUCGUUACAAACAUCGCUGUUUCUGCAGUUGGGGCCAGCUGAUUAUUGUUGUUGUGGUGCCGUCUCAAGUGAUGCAGUCGUCAGGAAGCACUUCCUCCCAGCCCUCCCAUGAUUCGCUAUGCUCCAGUGACAGCUUCCUCUUCAGCGAUACCGACCAUGCGGAGGAAGACACGGAUGUGUUCCUAUCUGAGGGUGACAGCAGAGAAGGCCAGUCCAGCCGGGCCUUCUACUCCCCGGACAGAGCAGGUACUGCCAGUCCGUCAUCGCAGUGGGCCUGCGAUGGUUUCGGGGAUCAGGAGAGGUCCAGGAUCAAGCCCAGCCAAAUGGAACGCUGCCCCAGCACCUCCUCCUACUCCGCCCUGGUGUCGUCCUCCAGUGGGGGAAAGAUGGAGAAGGAGCAGGACAGAGGGAGAGCGGGGCAGACGGAGGGAGACCUCCUCUUUGCUCAGAAGUGCGCAGAGCUUCAGGGAUUUGUCAGACCUCUUUUGGAGCUUCUCAACGGGCUAAAAAUGGGGAGGUUUGACAGAGGUUUGAGCAGUUUCCAGCAGAGCGUUGCCAUGGACAGAAUCCAAAGGAUUGUAGGAGUUCUGCAGAAACCCACAAUUGGUGGGAAAUACCUUCACACCCUGCUCAAAGUGGAGAUGAUGCUCAAGCUGUGGUUCCCCCAAAUUUCGCCCUGCCCUCCCUCAACCACGGACUCCUCUGCCCCUCCUCGCAGCACCCCUCCGCACAAGCACAAAGACCAGCUGCACAUCCCCGUCAAGAAACGGAGGCUCAGCUGGUCGGACACAGACUCCCAAACCCUUCCGCCCCUCCAUCGCAAGCGCUUCUCGCAAGGGGGGCGAGAAGAAGGACAAGCGGGGCCCGAUGAAGGGGGAGCCCCGACGCAGCCAGCUGUCCCGGGGGCGCCAGCGAGAGAGCGAGGGCCCACCGGACUGGGAAAAGGGGUGGAAGAGAGGGAAGACGACAUGGCAGAAGAGAGAGAGGGAGAGACGUCCGGGUACAAAGUCAUCCGCUGGUCUGAGCCGAGUACUACCUGGGUCCACGUCGCCCCCAUACUCAGCCCCACAAAAUCAUGCUCCUCUCACGGGGGCAGAGACGAUAAAAAGGGAAAUUUUGCUGUCCUGGCUGCCCCCUCUCCUUCCGCUAGUGGCAGCCCAGCCACACAGGACAGUUCCAUCUCCUCCACCACACCUUUCUCUGAUCCACACUGCCUCCCCCCUCCACAAUGUCAGCCAGUCGCGUGCCAGAGCCAGCCUGUUGCCACAGAGACAGAGGAUUGCGAGGGCGGGGCUUCGGAGACUUGUCAGGGGCGGAGCCACUCACUCCCACCUUUACUGAAGCCUUUGAACGCUGCAGAGCGAGGGAGAGUACAUAGCCCCACGCAGACUUGAUG